Messenger RNA from Thalassophryne amazonica, 621 nucleotides. Its product is annotated as protein GVQW3-like. The transcript has a single exon. The coding region runs from base 1 to 621 and encodes 206 amino acids. Gene Ontology annotation, molecular function: nucleic acid binding. The record is from RefSeq and is a predicted model, not a curated record. Lineage: Eukaryota; Metazoa; Chordata; Actinopteri; Batrachoidiformes; Batrachoididae.
AUGAGCACAGAGCAACAAACAAACUUGAAGUUUCUGGUCCAGUUGGGGAAACCUCUGUCAGAAGCACUGGGAUUGCUGCAGCAAGUGUGCGGAAAUGAGACAAUGUCAUGCUCACAUGUUUUUGAAUGGUGCAAGAGGUUUAAAGAGGGACGUGAGGACGUGGAAGACGACCCCAGGAGUGGAAGGCCUUCAACGACCAGGACUGAGGCUAACGUUGAGCGCGUCAAGCAGAUGGUGCGUAGCGAUUGUCAGCUGACUGUUCAACUGAUAGCAAAUGAGCUGGGCAUGAAUAGACACAGCAUCUGGAAGAUUAUCACUGAAGAUGUGAUCAUGCAGAAAGUCUGCGCAAAGAUGGUGCCGAAACUGCUGAAAGAUGACCAGAAGGAUCGCCACAUGCAAGUGUGUCAGGACAUCCGCAAGCGUCUUGAAACUGAACCAGACUUGUUAGGGAGAGUCAUCACCGGUGAUGCAUCAUGGAUCUUCGAGUACAACCCAGAGAACAAAUGCCAGAGCCUUCAGUGGAAGAGCCUGAAUUCGCCAAGGCCAAAAAAAAGCAAGACAGUCCAAAGUCAAAGUCAUGUUGAUCACAUUCUUCGAUGUGAGGGGCAUCGUCCACUGUGA